This is a messenger RNA of Dichomitus squalens LYAD-421 SS1, 405 nucleotides long. RefSeq lists its product as uncharacterized. The record is from RefSeq and is a predicted model, not a curated record. Bases 1 to 405 code for a protein of 134 amino acids. NCBI's taxonomy places the organism in Eukaryota, Fungi, Basidiomycota, Agaricomycetes, Polyporales, Polyporaceae. The transcript is spliced from 2 exons.
AUGUCAUCACUACCCUCCGACGACUCUGCAGCUAUCACUGGGAUUAACGAAAACGACACUUUUCAAUUGUAUGAUCUUCGCGUUGAAGUGAUCUGUCCUCCAGGCAAGCGAAUCAUGUGCGGAGCCAAGGAAGGGGACCACUUCAUACUCGAAGGCGAGAUGCUCUGCCUUCCCCCGGGACAAGGUAUCUCCAUCUACUCCUUGAGCGCGGUUAUGCCUCUCCUCGCCGCGAAGCAGCGCGCGAGUGCAAACAGCGACUGGAUGUCGACGGAUGCGGAGGUCGCUUGUCCCGAUCCGUGCUGUCCUAGUCGGCUGCGAAUAACACGGACUGGCUUGCGCACGUUGAAGCAUGGCGACACCACACUCAUUCCGCUCCCCCCUUCGGGGGCAGGCGCAAGUCAAUGA